AUAAUAACACACUGCCCCAGUGUCCACUGCCUCAUUACUCGUGUUGUUUGCAGUUCAUUUGGGUAAACAUGUCCGAGCCUAAAGUGUGGUCUCGUUUUUCCGUUAAAGCCAAGGAUGGAAAAGUGUUGAAAUUACGCAUUGAAGCCAUGACGGAGGACAGAAGAGAGGAGUUGAUGAAUUUGUUAAUAAACUAUUUUAUACCGGAAGAGUCGCUGCACAAAAGUUUAGGUAUACCCCAAAAACCCGACGCAUUGGCAGAACUAAUAGAAACUUAUAAGGAAUUUUGGAGUGAAAAACCAAAUCAAAAUUUAACCAUUUGUGUGUCCGACGAUGAAACUGAAACCAGAGGUGAAUUACUUGGCGCAUCGCUGAUAGCUUUGGAAGCCAGAGAGGAUGCGUCUAAAGAAAAACCACAUUACGAACCGAACACUGAAGAAAUGAAGAAAUUUAUCGAAAUAUACUACGUUAUGGCAGCGAAAUACAAUGCUUUUGACAAAUACGAUUUUGAUAAGUUCUACAAUGGUAGAGGACUUGUUGUUCAUCCAAAAUGCAGAGGUCUUGGUAUCGCUCAAGAGUUCCUCAGAGUGAGACGACUGGUGUGCAAAGAAAAUAAUAUCCCAAUGACUGGAGCAUGGAUGACAGCAUACGGAACACAGAAGGCAGCCGCGCGUGACAACUGGGAAACCGUAUUCGAGAUGAAUACCGAAGAUUAUGCGAAGGAAGUAGGAAUUAAAUUUGAAAAUGUACCACCUACUUUUAUGUAUAUGAUUGGUAGAAGCGAAUAAAUCGUUUUAGUUUCUUCAUAAAUUGUAAAGUAAAAGAAACAACUUAAGUAAAUGCCAUAAAAAUAACUACAACACAAAUGACGUACAGUUAAAGCUAUAAUGCCUCUUUGAGACUAUCGUCGAAUAAUUCAUUCAGUUCACGAAUAUAUGACUAUGAAUUAUGAGUAAUUAAUAUACACAACUAAGCUGUUUAAACAUUAAUGCUCGUAUCUAUUCGACUAAUCGAGAAGUAUCUAUACCAGACGUAAAAGAAAAAAAAUCCACAAACCAAACCUCAUAAUUAUUUACAAAAAAGGAUUAUAACUAUUCCUUACUGGCAAUGAUGAUAUUAGCUCCUUAUGGUAAAAGUUUUUUGUAAUUAUUAUCAUGCAUCAAAAUAAAAUUUAAUAAGAUUAUAUUUUAUUACCAUUAAAUAAAUCCUGAGCAGAAUA
Molecule: messenger RNA, 1216 nt
Organism: Manduca sexta (tobacco hornworm)
Lineage: Eukaryota; Metazoa; Arthropoda; Insecta; Lepidoptera; Sphingidae
Exons: 4
Coding region: 69-785 (238 amino acids)
Molecular function (GO): N-acetyltransferase activity
Source: RefSeq, a predicted model, not a curated record